GGUAACACUAAACAGCAAGGCUCGCUAGCCAAGUGGAAAAUCCAAGAUGGAUGCCGUCGAGGAAAGCAAUAGUUUGAGCGAGCUUUGUCGACCUGAAAUGUCUUAAAAUAAUCACCAAACUCGCUUCAGAAACGUUGUUGGCAAGGAAAAAGUGCGUUGAAGAUACAGUUGGGCCAUGGCAGUGUAUUUUGACCACCGUGUUGAGACCCCUGAGAAUAGUGAGGAGCCCUCUCUGUUGAUGUGGCACUCGGCUCUCUCCAUACUGGCUGUGGCCUCACGUCAUUCCCCCAUUGGAGGAAAUGUUGACAUUUACCUCCAGCAGGGAGAGCACGUGGAGAACUGCCAUAUUGAACGUCCUCACCAGCCCACAACGCUUUGCUGGCAUCCCAUAAAGCCAGUGUUGGCACUGGGCUGGGAGAAUGGCGAGGUUGUGCUACUUGUGCACCCCUCUGGGGAUCAAACUGUCCUGCCAAGCACACACACGGCACACAUCACGUUGCUGGAGUGGAGUAGCUCCGGCAGCCGCUUGGUAACUGGGGAUCAGACUGGAACUUUAGCUGUUUGGAAGGUAGAUGCCAGAGGGAGACUUCAAGGGAACCAUCAAGUGAAGCAUGCUUACAGCUCCUCGCUCACUUGUUGCAUCUUCAAGCCUGCCUCGCCUGGAGAUGAUGUGAAAAUGCUGGCUCGUGCAUCAGUAAGUGGCGAUGAGAACGCUUUGGACAUGUUCAGCUGGAAGGGUGCGCCUCUCAAGAUGGGACCACAGGAGGGUCUCACAUUUUACGUCAGCACCGCAGAUGGUAAGGUGUACGGUGUGGAUGAACACGGUAAAACAAGCACUCUCCUCAGUAUGGACAGUGCUAUCAAGAAGAUGUUUUUCCUUGCGACGAGGGAGGUACUUACCGUCAUCACUGACACCAUGAUGCUGUCACAGUACACUCUGGGCCCCGAGGGAGUGGCACAGGAAUUACAAAAGUUUAAGCUGAGCAGCAAGAGUGGACAGAACAUCGAUACUGUGUGUGCCCAGAAUGGUCUUAUCAUUACUGCAACAGGGGAGCAAGUCAUCAGGCUGUGGGAUCUGGAGCGAAACGAAAAUUAUGCUUUGUCACUUGACGAGAGUCUGGGCUUUGAGCGGGGCGAAAUGAUCAACUGUGUUUCCUACUGUACGGGAAAAGAAAUCCUGGCCGCCGGCACCAGCCAUGGACGCAUAGCAAUGUGGAAAAUGGUUUUGCAUCCCGACCGCGAUAGAGGUGACACCAAAGCCCAGUGGAAGCUACAAACACCCACUGAAAUAGAAGGGAACGUCUCUCAGUUGCAGUGGGGUUCCAAUCUCAAUCUGCUGGCAGCCAACAAUACCAACACAGUAGUGAUCCUGCAUGAGCACGUGAUGUCAGCACACUGUAGCCAGCAGGUGGCAGCGGUGCAGCUGACACCGACCCAGCUCAGCAUCACUCAGUUCCACACAGGACUGCACCUGGCUCUGCAGUCUGAAAUGCACAUCAAGGGAGUGUGUGUGACUAAGGAUUCAGCGACAGUCUGGAGUGGAAAACAGGUUACGGUCUUUGAGAUGUCAGGGCCAGCUCUACACAAUAAAGGAUCAUUCCCUUGUGACUCCCAUGUGGUAACUGUACAUGGUGAGAACCUAUACACUGUGGAACCAAACCGGGUCCAGAUCCGCACGCCGCAGGGUACGGUAAAACAACUAUUGACUUUCUCCAAGGCAGAGGGCAACCCAGUGCUUCUCAGUGUGUGCCAAUCUUACCUGGUAGUCGGCACAGAUACAUCACACAUCCGAGUUUUUGACCUCACCCGAAGGGAUGCUAAAGCUCACUGCAAUGCUAAGAACCUGGCCGACCAGAUUCCCAGUCUGGGAGCUCUGAGGUCGGUCAAAUGCAAUUCCAAUGGCAGCCAAGUCAGCAUCUUAGUUACACAGGUGAAUGGGCGACCCGACCAGAAAGUCUACUUCUACGACAUUGAAAUGGACACUUUAACACACUUUGACUUUUUCACUGGCAGACCAUCAAGUGGUAUCUCCCACUCUGAUGACAGCGAAAGGCAGCAAUUUCAGGAGAAUGAAGUCAGUGGUCGAUGCCCUGUUUCUCACUUCUGGGAUGAGAGUGAACCUCGUCUUUUUGUGUGUGAGACCGUGCCAGUGAGCUCUGAAACGUCGUCGUCUGGCUACUGGGACACGGUGGAUGUGUCAGUGGUCACUCUCUUCUGCACUCAGGAACACGGCCUUCUCUUGCAGGACAGCUUCGCCAAACCAGCGGGCCUUCAGGCCCUCCUUGCUCUCGAUGUGCCUUACUAUUAUUUCAGCUGCAAGUUGUUAUUUCGCAGGGGUGGUGUCUUUCAACUAGACGAGGUUUCCGCCACAUCAGCACCGGCAAACCAUAGCCAGUCAUCACGAGGCUCCGUUGCUCUCUUCCCCCAAAUGGUGUCCAGGCGUGCGCUCAGGGACUUUGAAGGCCUGGAGAACUGUGACAAGUCCACACGCGAUGCUAUGCUUAACUUCAGUUUCUACCUCACUGUGGGCCACAUGGACGAAGCCUUCAAGUCCAUCAAACUCAUCAAGAGCAAAGCAGUGUGGGAAAACAUGGCACGCAUGUGUGUGAAAACACGUCGUCUGGAUGUGGCACAAGUGUGUCUCGGCAAUAUGGGAAAUGCCAGAGCAGCAAAAGCGCUGAAGGAGGCAAAGGCGGAGCCAGAACCAGAGGCCCACAUAGCAGCGUUAGCCAUUCAGCUUGGCAUGCUGGAGGAUGCUGAAAAGUUGUACAAGGGCUGUCAACGCUAUGACCUCCUAAACAAUCUCUAUCAGGCAUCUGGACAGUAUGAGAAGGCGUUAGAAAUCGCAGAGACACAUGAUCGCAUCCACCUGCGCGCUACUUACUACAAUCAUGCACGCUAUCAGGAGUCCCUGGGUGACAAAAGCACAGCCCUGGCUAAUUAUGAAAAAUCCGACACUCAUCGAGUUGAGGUGCCCAGAAUGCUUCAGGAUGAUCCAUUGUCUUUGGAGAUUUAUGUUAACAGGAUGAAAGACAAGAAGCUGUACAAGUGGUGGGCCCAGUAUUUGGAGAGCCAGUCAGAGAUGGAUUCAGCUCUUGACCUCUACAAAUCUGCUCAGGAUUACUUCUCUAUGGUCCGAGUUCACUGCUACAUGGGGAACGUUCAGAAGGCAUCAGAUAUAGCCAUCGAUACAGGUGACAGGGCAGCGUCGUACCACCUGGCGAGGCACUACGAGGGUCAUGAUGACAUCAAACAAGCCGUCCACUUCUACACUCGAGCUCAGGCCUACAACAAUGCCAUACGACUUUGUAAGGAGAAUGGCUUGGACGACCAGUUGAUGAACUUGGCUCUGCUCAGUAACCCAGAGGACAUGAUGGAAGCUGCCUGUUAUUACGAGGAGAAAGGCAUCCACUUGGACAGAGCAGUUUCACUCUAUCACAAAGCAGGUUAUGUCUCCAAAGCUCUGGAAGUGGCCUUUGCUACCCAGCAGUUCGCUGCUCUCCAGAUGGUUGCCGAGGAUCUGAACGAGAACUCCGAUCCUGCCCUUCUGGCACGUUGCUCUGAAUUCUUUAUCCAGCAUUCCCAGUAUAAAAGAGCUGUGGAGCUUCUCAUUGCAGCCAAGAAGUACCCUCAAGCUCUAGAGGUGUGUGUAAAUGAGAACCUGACCAUCACAGAGGAGCUGGCAGAGAAAAUGACUGUGACUGAUUCCAAAGAGUUGUCCGAAGAGGCCCACAAGGAGUUGCUGGAGAGGAUAGCGGAGUGCUUUGUGCGUCAGGGGAACUACCACUUGGCCUCCAAGAAAUUCACUCAGGCCGGAAACAAACUCAAGGCAAUGAGGACGCUCCUCAAGUCAGGCGACACAAAGAGAAUCAUACGUUUUGCCAACUUUUGUCGUCAGAAGGAACUUUAUGUCAUGGCCGCCAACUACCUCCAGUCAGUAGACUGGGAAAAUCCAGAGAUCUUGAAGACCAUAAUUUCUUUCUACACAAAAGGCGACGCACCACACUUGCUCGCUGGUUUCUAUGAAACUUGUGCACAGGUGGAAAUUGAUGAUUAUCGGAGCUAUGAGAAGGCUUUGGAUACUUUAAGUGAAGCGGUCAAAUGCCUUUCUAAAGCAAGGAAUGCAGACGGACAACAGGAGGCCAAAAUGGCCGAGCUGCAGCGUAAAAUCACCCUCAUUAAGCAGUUUGUUCAUGCACGCAGGUUAAUGCCAGACGAUGCUGACGAGGCCUUGAGAAUAUGUGGGGUCUUAUUGGAGGAGCCCAAGUUGGACACUGCUGUCAGAGUCGGGGAUGUCUUUAGCUUCUUGAUCGACCAUCAUUGUCAGCACGGGAAUUUCAAAGCGGCAUACAGCAAGCUGGAGGACCUUCAGAAACUGAUGUCGUCACAGAAUAUCACAUAUUAUGUUAAACAGGCUAAUUUGGACGUCUUGCACAAACAGAUGGGUUUCACUAUGGAUUCUGGGGACCACAAAUAUCAUGAUAAGGAGGAGGAUGAGGUGGAAGAGGAUCUGAGCAUGCCCUAAAAACUCACAUGUUUAAUCUAUAAAAUCCUAAAGAUUUGUUUAAAGAAUGGUUUAAACGUUGCCAGGACUUUGGUCACAAGAGGGCGCUGUUGUCUUAUGUUAAGCCACAAGACAGGCUGCAGAUUACUGCUGUGGUGCUGUCUGGACUGUACUUGUAUAUUUUGUGAUACUGUAGAAAAUAUUUUUCUUUGUUCUACAUCACCAAUGUAGAAAUAUAUUUUGUGUUUCUGAUUUGCAAAUAAAAUGCCCUUUUUGUGUUUGUUGAGAAA
Nerophis ophidion (straightnose pipefish) is the source of this 4794-nucleotide messenger RNA. RefSeq names its product intraflagellar transport 140 homolog (Chlamydomonas) (gene ift140). Gene Ontology annotation, cellular component: axoneme; intraciliary transport particle A; ciliary basal body. Gene Ontology annotation, biological process: intraciliary retrograde transport. The record is from RefSeq and is a predicted model, not a curated record. NCBI's taxonomy places the organism in Eukaryota, Metazoa, Chordata, Actinopteri, Syngnathiformes, Syngnathidae. Gene Ontology annotation, molecular function: protein binding. The transcript is spliced from 31 exons. The coding region runs from base 176 to 4525 and encodes 1449 amino acids.